This is a messenger RNA of Emiliania huxleyi CCMP1516, 1716 nucleotides long. RefSeq lists its product as hypothetical. The record is from RefSeq and is a predicted model, not a curated record. Gene Ontology annotation, molecular function: ATP binding; ATP hydrolysis activity; preribosome binding. The annotation marks the transcript as partial. Gene Ontology annotation, cellular component: nucleus. The transcript has 3 exons. NCBI's taxonomy places the organism in Eukaryota, Haptophyta, Isochrysidales, Noelaerhabdaceae. Gene Ontology annotation, biological process: ribosome biogenesis.
CCGUCGGUCGGGUACGCGGACUUGGGCGGGAUGGAGGGGCCGCUGCAGGCGGUGCGGGAGCUGGUCGAGUACCCGCUCACCCACCCGGAGAUCUUUGCCCACCUCGGCACCCCGGAGCCUCCUCGGAGCCUCCCUGUAGGUCCGCCCGGCUGCGGCAAGACGCUGCUCGCGUGCGCCAUCGCCGGCGAGCUCGGCGUCGGCUUUGUGCGCGUCUCGGCGCCCGAGGUGGUGUCGGGCAUGUCGGGGGAGAGUGAGGCGAAGAUCCGGCAGCUCUUCCGCGAGGCGCGCGAGGCGGCGCCCGCCCUCCUCUUCAUCGACGAGAUCGACGCCAUCGCGCCGAAGCGCGAGGCGGCGCAGCGCGAGAUGGAGAAGCGGAUCGUCGCGCAGAUGCUCACUUGCAUGGAUGAGCUCGCCGCGGCCGGCGGCUCGCAGUUCGACUCCGCCGACCAGGCCGCAUCGAGCGCCGCCGCGGACGCCUCCGCCGCCGCCGCGCCCCUCGCGCCGCCGCCGCCGCCGCCGACGGUGAUCGUCAUCGGAGCCACCAACCGACCCGACUCGCUCGACCCGGCCUUGCGCCGCGCGGGCCGUUUCGACCGCGAGAUCGCGCUGGGCAUCCCCGACGCGGCGGCGCGCGGCCGCAUCCUCAAGGUGAUGGCGCGCAACAUGCGCCUCGCGCCCGACGUGGACGUCGAGUCGCUCGGCCGCCGCUGCAACGGCUUCGUCGGCGCCGACCUCGCCGCGCUCUGCAAGGAGGCGGCCGUCGUCGCAGUCAACCGCAUCUUCGGCUCGCUCCUCGCCGCCGCCCCGCCCGGCGGCGCGGCGGGCGGCGCGGCGACGAGCGAGGAGGGGAGCGGUGGUGACGGCCAUCUAGGCCGCCGACUCACGCUGCUCGCAAAGGCGGUCGCCAACGAGAGCGGCGCCUCCUUCAUGUCCGUCUCGGGGCCCGAGCUGCUCAACAAGUACGUCGGCGAGAGCGAGCGAGCGGUGCGGGUCCUCUUCGCCCGCGGGCGCGCCUCGGCGCCUUGCGUCAUCUUCUUCGACGAGCUCGACGCGCUCGUGCCGCGCCGCGGCGGCGAGGCUGGCUCGCAGGCCACCGAGCGCGUCGUCAACCAGCUGCUCACCGAGAUGGACGGCCUCGAGAACCGCGCCGCCGUCUACGUCGUCGCCGCCACCAACCGGCCAGACAUCAUCGACCCGGCGAUGCUCCGGCCCGGCCGGCUCGACAAGCUCCUCUACGUCCCCCUCCCGCCCCCCGGCGCGCGGGCCGACAUCCUGCGCGCCGCCGCGCGCCGCACGCCGCUCGCGCCCGACGUCGACCUCGAGGCGGUCGCGCGCGACCCGCGCAGCGACGGCCUCUCUGGCGCCGACCUGGCGCACCUGGUCCGCGAGGCGGCCACCAACGCGCUGCGCGAUCUGCGCGCGGCGGAGAGCGGCGGCGGCGGAGGCGGAGGCGCCGGAGGCGAAGGCGGAGGCGAAGGCGGAGGCGUAGGCGUGCAGGUCCAGCGGGCGCACUUCGAGCGCGCGCUCGACACGGUGCGGCCGUCCGUCUCGGCGAAGGACGAGGCUCGCUACAAGCAGCUCGCCUCGAGGCUGCGCAAGCGGAGGGCGGAGGGCGGCAGCAGUGAGAGGCCGGGCGGAGGCACGCCCUCGGCAGCCCCGGCGGGAGGAGCUGCGGCCGAGGGUGGCGAGCCGGCGGCGGAAGGGGAGUGCAUCUAG